AUGACAUUGGAUGCUGCUCUGGCUCAACUGCUACCAAAUUCCCCUGCUGGGACCCCCACUGUCAGAAGGCUCCAUGGUGAAACCUUUGAAACGUUUAUGGGCAGUCUCAAGUGGGAGAUCUAUCAGCGAUGCCGACUGUUAGUCACCAUUGCGCACGUGGAGGUGCUGACCUGUCUUUGCAUUUCCUUCCAGAUCUAUCAGCGAUGCCGACUGUUAGUCACCAUUGCGCACGUGGAGGUGCUGACCUGUCUUUGCAUUUCCUUCCAGAUCUAUCAGCGAUGCUGGUUAGUAUUCAAGAAAGCGUCAAGCAAGGGUCCAAAAAGACUGGAGAAAUUUUCUGAUGAGCGGGCUGCAUACUUUAGGUGUUACCACAAGGUGACAGAACUCAACAAUGUGAAAAAUGUAGCUCGAUUGCCAAAGAGCACCAAGAAACACGCCAUAGGAAUUUACUUCAAUGACGACACCUCCAAGACCUUUGCUUGUGAAUCAGAUCUGGAGGCGGACGAAUGGUGCAAAGUCCUCCAGAUGGAGUGCGUGGGCACGCGGAUCAAUGAUAUCAGCCUUGGAGAGCCCGAUUUGCUGGCUACCGGGGUGGAGAGAGAGCAGAGUGAGAGAUUCAAUGUGUAUUUGAUGCCGUCUCCUAACCUAGCUGUCCAUGGCGAAUGUGCCUUGCAGAUUACCUAUGAGUAUAUCUGUCUUUGGGACAUCCAGAAUCCCAGAGUUAAACUCAUCUCUUGGCCGCUAAGCGCCCUCCGGCGGUACGGACGGGAUACCACGUGGUUCACUUUUGAGGCAGGAAGGAUGUGUGAGACUGGUGAAGGGUUGUUCAUCUUUCAAACGCGAGACGGCGAGGCCAUCUACCAAAAGGUCCACUCGGCUGCCCUGGCCAUCGCGGAGCAGCAUGAGCGCUUGCUACAGAGCGUGAAAAAUUCAAUGCUCCAGAUGAAGAUGAGCGAGCGCGCCGCGUCGCUGAGCACCGUGGUGCCCCUGCCCCGCAGCGCUUACUGGCAGCACAUCACCAGACAGCACAGCACCGGGCAGCUUUACCGCCUGCAAGAUGUCACCAGCCCUCUGAAGCUCCAUCGGACAGAGACUUUCCCUGCCUACCGAUCUGAGCACUGACAGCCACUGUCAGGAAGAGUCAGCGCCCUACGAUUCAUCAGCCACAGAUCCACGCAGGGGACUACGGGAUGAUGGCGGUGAGGAAGGAAGGAGGAAGGAAGAGAAACAGCUUCACAUGCUGGCUAAUGGGUAGUCCUUGGGAAACUCUGCGAUGCAAUACAUGCAUUUCUCUUUUCUUUUCCUUUUGUUUUUACCAAGUCCUAGCCUCAUUGAGACGUGCUGUAUGGAGACUGACUUUUCCCUGCUCCUUUACAGAUGGACAUUGAGGAGCCAAUGCCACAGGUGUUUUCCAGUGUACAUAAUCUUAAUGUGUCCCCAGGCUGCUCAGAAUCUUCCUUCUGUGGACGUGUAUGGUUUUCCUCCUCGGUGUUUUGAUUGUGUGAGUCAGCAUUGACAAUAAAAUGGCUCUUAUGGAUUGGUUAUCUGUUUUACACCUGUUCUUGGUUAUUUUUAAUGGUGUGGUUCUGGCUAACGAUUGGGAAUCAGUCAGUUCAGCUGGUACUUCAGAGAUGUUCUUAUCUAUUAUGUUCGAGACUCCUUAGAGGGGAUCUCUAGACUGUGUAUUCUUUCUUGCACUCUUCCUUUCUUGUUACUUUCUUUUUUGUUUGUUUAUUUUUUUUAAAAAGCCUUUAUUUUG
Molecule: messenger RNA, 1759 nt
Organism: Dipodomys ordii (Ord's kangaroo rat)
Lineage: Eukaryota; Metazoa; Chordata; Mammalia; Rodentia; Heteromyidae
Gene: Dok5
Product: docking protein 5
Exons: 8
Coding region: 1-1122 (373 amino acids)
Biological process (GO): cell surface receptor protein tyrosine kinase signaling pathway; positive regulation of MAPK cascade
Cellular component (GO): cytoplasm
Source: RefSeq, a predicted model, not a curated record